Diorhabda carinulata is the source of this 1129-nucleotide messenger RNA. RefSeq names its product ATP-dependent (S)-NAD(P)H-hydrate dehydratase. Gene Ontology annotation, molecular function: ATP-dependent NAD(P)H-hydrate dehydratase activity. The record is from RefSeq and is a predicted model, not a curated record. NCBI's taxonomy places the organism in Eukaryota, Metazoa, Arthropoda, Insecta, Coleoptera, Chrysomelidae. Gene Ontology annotation, biological process: metabolite repair. Bases 105 to 1112 code for a protein of 335 amino acids. The transcript has 4 exons.
ACGACUUCGUAGUACAUUCCCCAAUACUUUUUUUUGUUUUUCCGGGUCCACUGGUUACUUACGGAACGUUUCAGCAUUGGUUUGUAUGAACGCAUUGAAUUACGAUGUUGACGUUUUGGUUAUCAUCACAAAUCAGUGUCAUGGUGACUUUAACAAUAUUGUCAAAAUUAUUAACUAACGUUAGUAGUUUAGAAUCGUUGUCGUUGUUAAGUGCCAGAAAUAUAAGUAGAACAAUGUGCGAAGCGGCAGAGAAAAAAAUGUUGGAAAAAGCAUCGCAAUUAGCUCCUCCUCUUACACAUGAAUUACAUAAGGGGCAAGCAGGUAGAAUCGGAGUUUUCGGAGGAAGUAUCGAAUACACAGGUGCCCCAUAUUUUUCUUCAAUAAGUUCUUUGAAAGUUGGUGCUGAUUUGGCUUAUGUGUUUAGUAAAUCAGAAGCUGCUCCGAUAAUAAAAUCAUUUAGUCCAGAACUUAUCGUUUUACCACUAUUGGAAACCUCAAUUGAAGAAAUUGAACCAUGGUUAGAUAGAUUGCAUGUUGUUCUCAUAGGACCAGGACUAGGUAGAAAUAAUUGUACUUUUAAUUUGAUAGAACAAGUCAUAGAGGCAUGUAGGAACAAGAAGAAACCAAUGGUGAUCGACGCUGAUGGAUUGUUUCUGAUUGCCCUUAAACCCGAAAUCUUGGUAAACUACCCAGCUCCAGUUGUGUUGACACCCAACGUCAUGGAGUUUAAUAGACUUCUAGGAGGAUGUUCAGAUGGUACAAAAUUGGAGAGAUCUGAAAACUAUUUGAAAAAAUUAGGACCAAAUAUAAUAAUUUUGUGUAAGGACCGCGAAGACGAAAUAAUCACCAAUGGAAAAAUAAUUAAAGUAACUGGAGGCGGUUCACCGAGACGUUGUGGUGGUCAAGGCGACCUUUUAGGUGGCUCUCUGGCAACUUUUCUGCAUUGGGCCAUUUUAAAAGGAGAAGAACCAGCAGUUGCUUGCUACGCAGCCGCGCGACUGACUAGAGAAUGUAAUGCAAGAGCAUUUGCCAAGCACGGAAGAAGUAUGACUACUAGUGAUAUGAUUCAAGAAAUUCACGGAGUAUUUGAAGAUUUUUAUGAACAAAAAUAAAGUUUAAGGUGUAAAAA